Molecule: messenger RNA, 2148 nt
Organism: Lactuca virosa
Lineage: Eukaryota; Viridiplantae; Streptophyta; Magnoliopsida; Asterales; Asteraceae
Source: the annotation of a GenBank genome assembly
UUUUCUUCCUUCUUUUCUUUGAACCCGACACCAAAAAGAACAAGAUAAGGUGUUAGAAAAAUGAGGAAAUCGAUUCUAUUUCUACUGACUACUGAGGCAAAUCCUUGAAACUAUGGUAAAGACGUAAAGUUGAAAUGAAAGUAUGAAACAAUCGAAGUUAAACCCACAUGAGGUCGGAUUUCUUUGAGCUUCAAAAUCUAAAAAAACCCUAAAUUGUUCUUCUAAUGAGGAAGACAAUGUGCUCUUCUUCCUCUGCAUCCAACUUUCUGCCUCUUCAUCUCCCUAGUAGAAAUCGCCUCUUUCUUAAAUUUUCACUUCCAUUUCCAAUUUUAAACGAUGAAGGUGUUUUCAGACACGCAAACCCUAGAAGACGAAGAUUAAUAUCUCUAUCUGCUUCAAUUACCCGGGAUAACCUCGAAUUGUCGUCUUCUAAUAGACGGGAUGCUGAAGACUACAAUGGUUGGGCGAUUCUUGAAGAAUCUCCAAGUCCAAAGAAACACAAACAAGGAUUGCCUACAUUUCUACUGUUUGGUAUUGGGACCUCAGUUGUGGCUUUCCUUGCUGUGUUCGCUCAUUUUACUCUAUCAAGAAAAGGUUACGUUUUGCGAUUCACCACCCCAUUUCAUGUUUCUGUUGAUCAUAAAUCAUCGAGUUCAGAAGAUACAUCAAAGGUAGAUGAAGUUGUUACUAAGCCAUUGAUGGAAACCGUUUCUGAAGAAGUUGAUGCAACAACAGAAGAAGUAAUUGAUCAUAUUAAGAGUGGAAAAGAAAAGCCUGGAAGAGUAGUAGUUUCAGUUUCUGCAGAUCCUACUCAACAAGAAGCUUUAUUGUGGUUAAAGAAUCUGAAGAUAAUUGAAGAUGAAGUCAUGGCAGAUGAGUUAUGUUCUAGGAGAGAAUAUGCAAGAUGGCUGAUUCUACUCAACUCCAGACUUGAAAGGAAUCCAAAGAAUAGGAUAUCCCCAUCUGUUUCAUUAGCUGGAUCCACCAUUAAUGCUUUUGAUGACAUUAAGAGUGAAGAUCCUGAUUUUGUUUACAUUCAAGCUCUUGCUGAGGCUGGUGUUGUUCUGAGCAAGCUGUCCAGUAAAAACUUAACUUCUGAUCUGGAUACAAGUUUUUUCCCAGAAAGAUUUAUAUCACGGGAGGAUCUUAUUGGUUGGAGAGCUAAACUAGAAUACCAAGUUAUGGCUGGAUUAAAUGAAGAGAUAUUAAGGAACAAAAUAGGGUUUCUGGAUGCAAGGGAGCUGAAGUCAGAUAUAUUGCCACCUCUUUUCAUGGAUAUGAUGGCUGAUGACAAAAGCAUAAUGAGAAAAGUUUUUGGUCAAGUGAAGCGGUUUCAGCCUGGGAAACCCUGCACCAAGGCACAAGCAGCAGUGGCACUCACGAGUGGAAAAUUCACCAAACUAAUUCACCAAGAAUUCUCAAAACUAAAAUCUGAAAAUUCUUCAAGAAAUUUUGCAAUUGAAGAGAUAAAAUCUGAGCUUCUUGAAAGAGGAGACAUACAAAGAUUUUGGGAGAAAAAGAUACAAGAUGAAAAAAAGCAUCGUUUGGAGGCGGAAGCAGCUUAUUUUAAAACACUUAAAGAUUUAGAGCAUCAAAAGAUAAAUCAAGAUAAUGCUGUGAAUGCUUAUUUGAAGGAAAUAGCAGCUUUAGAUUGUCAAAAACAGUUGCUUUUGAGUUUGGAGAAAGAAGUUGAUGAAAUGAAUGAGAGACUUGCAUAUGAAAGAAAGAAUUAUGUUGAUGAGAAACAUAAAACACGUAGUAAUGUUGGUGAAUUAGAGGUCAAAUAUGAAAGAAUUCUUGACACAAAGUCAAUACUUGAAGCUGAAUUAGAAGCCCUUCGUAUACUCAGAUCUUGGAUAGAGGAUGAAGCAAAAAAGGGUCAAGCAAGGACUAAGGUACUUGAAGAAGUUGGGAGAAGGUGGAAAUGGGGAAGUCGUUAGCCAAUUUGUUCAAUUAAUUCAUAGUUUUGCUGAUUAAUGUGCUUGAUGUUUACUAUUAUGGAUAUAAUAAUGAUUUGCUUUGAGAUCAUAUACAAUAAAAACAUAGCAAUCAAAGAGGGUAUUUGUUGGUUAGGUGAUUGCUUUCUACACUAAGUGCGUUGAGAUAUAGAGUCUCUAUGAUGUAAUAAUAAUCUGUAUUAUUUAGGGU